Dermacentor silvarum is the source of this 9903-nucleotide messenger RNA. RefSeq lists its product as uncharacterized. Gene Ontology annotation, molecular function: protein binding. Bases 23 to 1321 code for a protein of 432 amino acids. The transcript has 3 exons. NCBI's taxonomy places the organism in Eukaryota, Metazoa, Arthropoda, Arachnida, Ixodida, Ixodidae. The record is from RefSeq and is a predicted model, not a curated record.
UGUGCUUUGUAGAGCCAGCGGGAUGGAUGAGCAUGAAGCUGCAGCGCAGAGAAUGGAGCAGAAGUGCUUUGCCGACACCGGGCAAUCUUUGCUGGACCUGCCAGACAUUGUGUUGCUCAAAAUUUGCCAAAAGCUGUCAGACCCGUUUGAUCUGAUGAGCCUUGGGAGCACCUGCCGCUAUCUGCACGAGUUCACUUCAAGCAAGUCCCUGUGGAUGCACACAGCUCUGUCAUGGUGCCAGGGCAUGUGGCAUUGCCUUCCCAACAAAGCUUACUCUGGGCCAGAGGAUCCCAAGCAGUGGUUGUUCCAUCUGCUGCGGCUGUGUAUGAAAGAACGAUCAUCGAACAGGGAGCGCUUACUGUUUGAGAAUCACGAGAUAUGGGACAGGAUACGGGAUAAUCACUUUGCCUGCAAGGUUAGCAUGCUGGGCUGGACAUACAAGGCCAUCAACGAGAAGGUGUCCCCAUUCGUUCUGCGGCGUCUUUGGCUCUAUGACAUGGCCCUAUACAGGCGGCAAUGCCCCAAGAUGGAUUUCACCCAACCAGGACUUGUGCUCAGUCCAGUGUGCGUCUCCCAGCUGGCCAGCUUGGGCAGGGCCCAGGAAUAUGACCUCCGGGGUCGAAAGCAGCCUUAUGUUGACGCUUAUCACUACGUGACAUUAUGCUUUUCAAGCGUAAGUUGGAGUGAAAAGCUGUUUUCCCGCAGCCCAGCAGGGAGCAUUUGCCCAAUGUUGGUGUGCCCCUCCAGGGAUGGUUACGCUUUGGAGUCCUCGGGUACUGACGGGCUUGUGACCUGCGUGUCGUACGUGCUCGAGCGGCAUCUUGCUCGUGCCUGCCUUAGAGGACGAGAAACAGUUGUACGGAUGGCCGCCAAGAUCCAGCAGGCAUGCAAGGCCUUGCGAUAUGCCUACGGUAACCAUGCACUGGAGGCGCGUGCGAAGUGGCCAAACUGCACUGUGGCCAACGCCAUCAUCAACAUGUCCGAACAGGGCUGGCCUGAUUUGGCUUCCUGGCAGACUGACCUUGAUCCAAUGGGCCUGCACUGGAGAGAAGUGAUAUCUGAGUGUGCUGCAUUGCUGAAAGAGCACGGAACGCUGGAUGCCAUCGUUGACAAGGCGAGGAUUCGGUGGAGGCGUUCCUUGCUGUUCGACAUCGAAGGUGUGCUUGGACGCAGCGGCACGACGACUGUUACAAGGAUCAACCUUACAGACUGCGAUGCAAUGGGUGGCGACAAUACACGGCAGGAUAUGGCUGCAGCUGCAUUUGUGUCGCCUUCCGGCGUCUUAGUGACAUGGCAACUUCUUGGCAAGGGUUCCUACUGAGCAUGCACGAGCUCAACAUGCGCACAUGCUCAUGAGCAUCUAAACAAAGAGGAGGAUAACAUUAAGCAGAAGCUUUAGCUCGAGGCCAACUCCGAUAUCACUAUUCAAACACAUGUAAAACGCAGAAAUGCUCCCAUUAGACAAACGAUGGAUAGAUCUGAAUGAAAUUUGUUGCGUUUAAGAAAGAAAGUGCCUUUAUAAAUUGUAGAAAGCCUAGAAUUUUUUUCCAAACAUUGCCGAAAAGCAGUAGGUUUCAAGAAAAUGGAAGCAUGAAGUUUGUAAAUCCAUAACUCUGUACCAAAGACACAUACCACAGGUCUGUAAUCUGCACCUCUUAAAGCAUAUGAAGCAGGCAAAUGCUAUAUACAUAUAUGUAUAUUUGCAGGUAAUCUCAAAUUAAUACAAUGCUUGCGAGAAUUUUGCAUCAGUAAUAGUCGCAACUUAUUGGUAUGCGUAUUAUGCAGUGGUGUAUAAUAUAAUUUUGUCUUCUGUCGAUGUUUCUAUAGACCUUUUCACUGAUUACACACAUAGGCCCUGCACGACUUACGGUUUUGCCCACUGACGUAGCUGCUAAAUGUGACUGGCAAAGAAGCAACCAUGCGUUAAAACAUAGCAUACUGUUCAGGCACGUGACCGGAAGUUUCUUGGGGGCUUCACGCUAGCUGCUGUUAUCGCGAGCAUGAAACCGUCUGUAGGUGCACCUUACAGAAUUGUGACAGACAAAGAACUUUAUUCACAAGGUAAGAUAAUUUUUUAUUGCUGAGUUAGGGUUGUAAACGAUUUGUUUUUACAGCGAGAGCUGUAUAUGGCUAGGCGAAACAAUAAGCCGUUCGGCCCAUGUUUUGCUAAACGUCUCCAUUGGCUGCUCCGUCAGUUACGUCGUUCUCUACAUUGCACCCAAGCGCGUGCACGCCAUUGGCAGCGCCAGUUAGUGACGUCGUUCUCUGCGUCGUACCUGCUCUGCCCGCAACGCCGGCUCCUCGGCUCGCCGUUGUUGCAUGCAUUCGAUAUCUCGAGUUAGCUCAGCGCCGUUAGCAGCAUCCGCCCGCCAUUGGCGCUUGUGUUCCACUUCGCGAUUUCAACGUGGACGUUUCGUCGCAGCCAAAGCCAAAGUGCCGCUCGAGAAACUCCCGCCGAAAGCGGGCGUUGGCCCCGGUGAAUGCGUUCCCGCCAUUGCCACGUUGACGCUGCUCUGCCCACAACUUCGUCUCAUCGGCUCGCCGUUGUCACAUGCGUUCGAUAUCUCAAGUUAGCUCGGCAUCGUGUUUAGCAGCAUCCGCCCACCAUUGGCGCUUGCGUUCCACUAGAAACAGAAACAUGUAAACAAUAAUUCAGAAACGCUUCAAUACAGCAUCAGGAUUCACCCACUGCUAAACACCGGGGCCGCACAUUUCAGCUUUGCUGGUUAACCAUCCGUACGGAGUGCUUGGGUGGUGUUUUUUUUUUUUUUUUUAAUGAGCAAUAACAGUCAAUAAGCUGAGUAAAAAAAAAUUGCAUAUGUAAAGGUCUGGUCACUACAGUGGCGUAUUUUUUUAGUUUUAAAAGAAACUAACUUCGUCAAAUUGGUGCAGUUGUUGUCAGGAAGAAAUGAUUUCGUCAUUUCCAUGAAUUGAGAUAGGAACUUCUGAGCUGAAGCUACCUCAGAAGUUUCUUCAGCUUUAGCUUCGGGCAAACUCUGAUUUGCCUUUGUUCCAAGCACAUGUAAAACUGAAAAAAGGUCUUAGUAAGCUGCCAUAGAAGUGAUUUGAAUUAUAGUUGCUGCAUUUAGCAAGAAUGUAAUUAGAUCAAACAAAAUCUUGAUUUAGACUUUCAAUAUGUUUAAAAAUUGCAAAAAAAAAAAAUGGUAAUAUAAGAAAUUUACAGCCCUUGUGAUUCAGCUACAAAAGCAGAUGUAUCACAGUUCAGUAAACUAUCAAUUACAGUGUCUAAAGCAUACAAAUAUGAUAUUAAUAUACAGGUAGACAGCUUACACAACACUGUUACAUUGCUUAUCCUGGUUUUGUCGUAAUUUAAUAGUUGCUGGUAAUAUUUCAAAGCGUUGUAUACUAUAUAAACUUUGUGCAUUUUGGAAUUCAUAAUCAGCACAGUUUUCAGUUUAGUGUUACUUCAUUUUGCUGUAAGGUUGCAGAGCUGUAAGCUUUGAUGCUCCAUACUUUUCAAAAUUUUCUGACAUUUGGCAAUCUUUCUUGAAACAUUGAAGGCCUAAAUGAAAAGCCUGCUUCCAACAGUCUGUAUAUUUUAACUUUCCCGUAUAAAUGUAGGAAACCGCAUCAAAAUUUGUUCAGUCCAUGCCGAGUUGCGAAUUUAGAUAGAGGCUGCUUAGGUGAAGCUCCUUAGGUGAAUGGAGAAAUCGUAUUGCUUCUCAUUCACUGCACCGAUUUUGAUGCUUGUUGCAAUUAAAGAGAGCAAAAAUCUAGUGACUGCAGGAAGCAGAUCUUUUAUUUAGGUCUUAAAUUUUUAAAGAAAAAUUGUUAAAAUUGCAAAAUCUAAAAAAAAACUCGAGGACGAAGUUUUCAACUGUCAAAUUCUCUAAUAAAACAAUAUCACAAUUUGGCAAACUGCAAUUAAAGGGACCCGGAAACACUUUUUGAACAUAGUAAGAAAACAUUGCCAGUCUUUUAAUGAGGCUCCUGUGAACAUGUGAGCCAAAUAUUGCACUGCGUGCAGCAGGGAAUUUACAAUCUUGUGUCAAAAGCAGUGAAAAAUCGCUUGCUCUUGCUUCUGCAAUGUCGUUGCGCAGCGUCAUCGCAAGCAGCUAGACCUAUAACAGUUAUUGACCGACUUCAUGAUUGCGAAAAUAUUCUCAGUAAUACAGUUAUUGCUCAUUUGAGUUAAAUGUAAUUGAAAAAUUUGUAUGUCUGCGAUCUCAAAAAGACAGAAAAGGGAUUUCAUUUUUGCACUGCCGGUCUAAAAACGACAAUUGUGCUUUGCUGCAACUGCUGCGUGCAGCAUAGCGUAGACACCGCAGCUGCCACAGGUGGCCGUCACAAGUCGUCACGCGUCUUAUCUUUGGGCAGCGCUAGCGGGACACUGCUCCUUUACGCCCCUUUGCUGUCUCCCCUGUAUAGCUUCCAGCGCGCUAGUGUAAAUGAAAGAAGGGAGAUAGCCACUGAUUGGUCGAUAACUGUCUAACUUCGUUUGUGCUUGAACGAUUAGAAAAAAAAUCUUGCGGCAGGAGAUUCACGAGGCGACGUAAUAGUGAUGUCAUUCUAUGAUUAGUUAGAAGAGUGUUGCAGGCCCCAUUUAGUAAUAGAUAUAUAGUGGAGAAAAUUGAUGUAUUAUGCACUAAUCUUAAAUAUACUGCUAAUUUGUGAGUAGGGCUUUAGCAAUAUUCUUAGAAAUCUUGUGACAAUUCCUGUAAGCUUUAAAUUCAUAUUUGAACUUACUGAUUUCCGGCAAUUUAAAAAAAAAUAAUGUGAGGUCUUAAAUCAAAACUCCACUUCCUACCGAUGGUCGAAUUUAAGUUUUUCACUGAAAUGCAACAAAUUCCAUUCAAGUUGGUCCAACAUUUGUCUAACCCCUGUGACUGCAAUGACAUCCACUGGAUAUGCUAUGGGCAGCCACUGCCAGGAUGUGGAUAUCCUAGGGAUGUGUCGCACAGGUCUUGUGGACAUCCUUCACAAAAUAGUUUGGCCUCACUUCUUGUGUCCUUUGGACAUUCCUUGCAUGUCCACGAGGGGCAUCCGGGGACAUGCUGUGUACAUUUUACAGGCAUGUCGGGGCCUUUUGCGCAGUGUUUGCUAUAAUGUCUUCAGCACACACUGUGUGACAGAUACAAUGGGCAGAGCACCCUCGCAUCAAGAAUAGAUAGGUUGCGUGCACACCUUAUGCGUGCACGUAUGCAUGUAGAGGUGCAUUAUACCCCUCAUUCUUCUCCCACCAAGCACAAGCGGCCUAUUGAACUAACUGAAGUUUUCAAGGUAUAAUGUCAGAAAAUUUGCAAUGUAUGACCUACACACAAGCCGCAGACUGAUAGCUUCGAAUUGUAAUUCGAAUUUAUGAGAAAACAUCAUUCUCUUAUUAAGAAACUCGAAGGCAAAGCUUUUUGGAUGACAGUCUACUCACGUGUAAGCUGAAAAAGGUCGAUGUGCAAUAUCCUUGGGACGUUUGUGGUGGGAUAUUCUAAAAAAUGGACAUCCAUUGGAUGUCCUAUUUGUCUCCAAAAUGGUGCACUGACAUUGGCGCAUGAUUUGGAUGUCCUACGGACGAAGUUUUUUUAACUGGGAUGAGGGCAUGUCUGCGUAUUACAUGUGUUUUAGCUUGUCUAUUUUAUAUUUACGUAUUAACCCUUUAUGGAACACCUGGUCACCGGACACAUAAAUGGCAGCAACGAUGCUGGUAACGGCAUCUUGUGAUGUUUUGGCCAACCACAGCAUGUUAGAAAAGUUUUUGUUACGUGGAUCUUCUCAUUGAAGGAAAGUGAAAAGAGACUACAUGCUAAUGAUUACGUCGCUGCCGGCACUUUACACCAGUAGCUAAAUAGGAUGUGGUUGGCCACUGCAAUGGUAGCUUUUGUUAAAGCCUGUGCCACAAGGUGGCGCCACGAAUGUGGCUGCUCACAUCUAUGACUCCAGUAACCCGUGUAUGGUAAUAAUGCAUACAGGAAAAGCGAAAACUCUCUAUCACAUAGUUUCUCACUAUAUUAGCUAGACUGAAAACUGGCGCUGCUGCGCUGUGGUAUCCAUGGGAAUGCCGGUAUAUUGUGACUUCGGAUUGGCAUCGUUCUUGGAGAGCCAGAACACCUUGAAGACGCGCCUGGCUAGCACCGUUCCGUCUGUCACAAUGAUUAAUUUCCUGCUAAGACAGCACGUAAAAAACUGAUUUAGCUUUAUUAUUACACAAAAAAAAAUGUUUUGUUCAAUUUUGAGGACUUGCUAUUGGACGCACAAUUAUAUGAAACGUAAAAAGUAUCAGCUGGCCGCUAAAGUUGGAGGGCAGACGACAAGAUUAUCGCUCGCCAUGGAACAACUUGUCGUCUGUUCUUACUUUUCUUUGCUUGAUUCUGCAUUGUAGGUGAGUAAACUUUAUUGAGAGAUGUAAUAUGGGUGAAUGAAAGCCUUUUAUGUAGAUUUUACUUUAAGAACGCAUAUUUGUGUAGCCAUAUCCACGUUUUAGACGAAGUCUCGUUCAACACCAGCCAACACAAGCCUCACAGACACAUAUCCCGUCAUUCCCAUGAGGGCACGGCGCCCUUUAAGAAACUCGCAUAGACUGUGGCGCCAGUUUACCCUCUAGGUGUUAUAGUGAGAAACUCUAUGCUCUCUAUUACCUUCUCAUCCAAAGCAGAUGCAACAAAAUUAGUUUCGCAAGCAAGUUUCACACCAGCUUUAUUUUUGUGUUUGCAUUGUUGUUGGGUGGGUUGGCAAGACACUGUGUACUCGUGUGCGAGUGUGAAAUGACCUCUCAUUGAGGAAUGCCCUUCACUGCAAUGAGACAUUACGCUGGAUGUAACAUUGUUGUUCAUAAGUGAAGGUGUUUUUUUUUUUUUUUGAGAGCAUACCAGAGAUGAAUGUUCCUCCCAGGUAUGAAGCGAGGACGGUGUCCAUUUUUCGACUUGAUAUAGAAAAUGUUUUUGUUGUUGUUGCUACAGUUGUAUUUUGAGGUUUCUGUUAGUUGCUUUUAAGCUAGGCUGGCUUUGAUUGCAGGGGUAGCACUACAUGAAACUAGUAAGUUCUGCAGUUGCAUGAACGUACAAGUUCAACACGAUUGACAGGUCUUUUAAUAUUAGAAGGCCUUUGUUUCCAUAAAUGGAACAGUGUUAAAUGUUCUGAAGGUGAAAGUCCAUACUUGACAAAAAAAUUUUUCACUACAUGCAGCAACAGUCUCACCUUUUGUAGAGAAAAUUGAGCAUGGUUGACUCUGCUGCACAUGACUUUGUGUUUGUGUGACAAAUUACUGCCUUGAAACAACAGUCAUCCUAUGUGCUGUUGCUUACAGAAGUGUUUGGAACACAGGUGCCAUGGAAAAAUGGGGCCCACCUCAUUGACAAAUAAUAUUGAAAACGACAGCCUUGGCACUUGCUGAGCCGAGAUUUGUUUACAGCAAUGCACAAAUGUGCAGCCAAUUGUUCAAUCUGCUAAUAACCACUGACACUUUUUUUGUUCAUAAGCUUUUUGCACAUAGGCUUGCACUGCGAAAAUUAGGUGCCUGUGCUACGUCUAUGGCUUUUGCAGCACAAGCGCUCAUCCUCAUUGAAAACGCUGGUGGUUAUUGGCUAAAACGGCGCAGGCUAAGUGCUUUUACCAUUGGCCACACGUUCGCUUGUUGCUAUUCACAGCUCGUAAAUUCUGUACAGCCUACAGCAGGGGGACCUACAUUGUAUCACGUGUGUGGCCUAUACUGCUAAUCUAAUUAAGAUUGUGUUGUGGCAAUAGUUUCGCAAAUUGCAGCUUGCUCGGGGCGCAGAGGCCUCUCAGCACAGACGCGACGUGCACAGCAUUUCACUCGGAGAAAUGUACUGUUAUUAAAUGCUUACCAGUGUUUUAUUUUAGUGCACGUCAUGUCACAUCAUUAUUUUCAUGCUCUCUCUACCACACCUUGUGAUAACUCCAGGCAUGGCUGGACUUGAGGUGUUCCUGGGCUCGAGGUUCUGGAAUUUCACCAAUGGAACUUGCCCCGAGAUUGUUUUCAUUCGUUGUGGCUUUGCAUCAUCUAGAAACCCUCUGUGCAGUAAUUUUCAUACAUGGACAGAUCCGUGCUUGAGAAAGCAACACAGAUUACUAUGUCAGUGUUUUCUGCUGGUUCUUGCUUUGCUUUUGACUUUUGUUCACAAAAUUUGGUGGUUUGUGUGUGACCAACACCCCUUUGUUAUUUAUCUUUUUAACUAAACAAGGGAAUGGUUUGAGAGCCAGGCACCUGGUGCUACCAACAAUGAGCGUUGAGCUUGAGUGGAUGACAAAACAUUGAUGUCUUCAGAUUCAUUGCGAGUGUCUCUGUGCUGCUGGGGAGAGGGAGGGGCACAGUUUUCAGUUCAGUUUUGCCAUGUUAACUAUCUUGGUGCUUGUAAGGCAUCUGAUACCCACAUGUGGUAGCCCAGUGGUUGCGACGUUGCACUGUAAAGCACGAGGUCAUGAGAUCAGAUCCCGGCCGCGGCGGCUGCAUUUUGAUGGGGACGAAGUGCAGAAACGCCCAAGUGCCAUGCAUUGGGUGCACGCUAAAGGACCCGAGGUGGUCAGAUAUAAUCGAAUCCCCCACUAUGGAAUGCCUCAUAUUUAGAUUGUAGUUUUGCCACGUAAAACCACAGAAUUAAAUUUUCUUUUUAGUAAGGCAUCUGGUCCCUUUAGCAACAGUCAGCUGGGUCUCCUCAGUCAAACUCAGUCUGUGCUGUCCACAACAAAAGCCAAGUGACUCUCUUUUUUUUUUUUUUUCACCAAGUAUUGUGCCCUCAAAUUUCUGAAAAUGCUUUAUUUUUACUGGUCUGAACCUGCUUUAGCUUUGUACGAGUUGCGUAGGCAUUUUUUUUUUCUUUUUUUGCAUCUCUUUUUUUCUUUGUGUUGCAGCUGAUAUGAAGGCAACUCAGGGACAAGCUUUCAAAUGAAGUGUUUAUUAGGAACACUAUCCUUGUCUCUAACAAACCUGCACCAGGGCUGGUUGCCAAGCCUGGAAUUUUCAAUGAAACCUAAAAAUUGACAACAGUGGACUAAGGGAUUUGAUGGUCAAAUUUGAUUCCUCUUCUUUCAUCUGGGCUGAAAGGUGUCCUCUUUGCCAGUUCUUGUCCAUCUCCUUUAGUGCUGUAAUACGGAGAAGUCGCACUGCAAUCCACGUAUUGCCAUGUCCUAUUCUGUGAGCAGGAUUCCAUGCAAGCAUUUACUUCAGCGCGACUGUGUCGCAAAUUGCUUGGCAAAAUUCAGUGUACGUAAAUUCUGUGUUGCGCUGCUGUGAGUUGAUCCAUUUUUCAUAUUCCUGCAUAGCUUAAUUUGUAAUAUCUUGUUUUGUUGCCAGUAUGUUGUUAAACUGUGCCAGAGCCCAGGCUCACUGGUUUGUAUAAGUGCUGUGGUUAACUGGCCAUGUUUGUAACACUUUUAUAGCGAGAUAUUUCACACUAGCGUGAGAGCUUUAUGUGAUAAAAUGGGCUACUGCUGACCGUAUGGAUUGUUUAUACAGUAACCAAGCAUUCCAAACCACAAACAAAGCAAAUGGCGCAGCUUUUUUAUGACUAGUUGCCUAAGAAUGUUUCCCUAUUUUUGUACCAAUAAAGUAGUCAACGUUUCAGUCGUUCCGCUUGCAUGCUGGCUCAUUUGUUGCAAGACUGGCACUUUUGGGCAGCAAAUUUAUGUGCCUGUUGUGUGAGUAUGAUGCCACGGGAGAUAUCCACAAAGGUUGAAAGUGCUUCAGAGAAACAAACUGUGCACCCAAAGAAAUAAAGAAACCACACAGGAAGUUCUCGGUUCUGAGAUACAAACCCUUUACUAUCUCUUUGAAACCCUCCAAAUGACUUGUACAUAUAUUUACAAUAUUCUACAGCCGUGAGCAAAUGUACAAAGCCUUUCAAGUCGCGAGAACACACGACAAUGCACCCUCUUCAAGCCACCUUCCUCCCUCCCCACUUCUCGGUAGAGGGGGGAAAGACAGUGCACAAAGGG